AAGUCCGAAUCUGUCAAUAUCUUUCUAACUUUAGCUAUCUAUGACAAAGCAACGUAAUCACCAGUCGACGGUAUGAAACUUGUAAACAAAUAGUGACGUCAAUAAAAUGCGCUGCCAAGCUUUGAAUACGGCUUGGUAACGGAGGAAAAGCCGCGGUUUCGGGCUGUGGAAUUAAUUAUGUCCUCAGGACGUUUUGAGGCAUGCCUCUGCAUUUUUACUAUUUUUCCGUAGUUCUUUGUGAAAAGUGACAUUCUACUCCUCCCCUCCCAUCGGUUGUCAUCGUCAAUCCGAGCGGCGACAAAAGAAGGAUAUCAACUAACGACAGCCUCGAGAGAAUGAACGCUUGACGGACAACCGCGUUGCUAACGUUAGCUAGCUAUACAAUUAGCUAUUCGUUUCACUUGACAGUUUUUGAGAUCGGAAACAUGACAACUUUAACCAGGCAAGAUCUCAAUUUCGGACAAGUGGUUGCUGACAUCCUGUGUGAGUUCCUGGAGGUCGCUAUUCACCUCAUCCUGUAUGUCCGUGAAGUUUAUCCCUCGGGAAUAUUUCAGAAGAGAAAGAAAUACAAUGUACCCGUGCAGAUGUCAUGUCACCCAGAGCUGAAUCAAUAUAUCCAAGAUACACUUCAUUGUGUAAAGCCCCUCAUUGAGAAGAAUGAUGCAGAGAAGGUUGCCGUGGUCAUCAUGGACAAAGAGCAUCAUCCAGUAGAAAGAUUUGUGUUUGAGAUUUCCCAACCUCCACUACUGUCCAUCAGCUCCGACACAUUACUGUCACACGUGGAGCAGCUGCUGAGGGCGUUCAUCCUGAAGAUCAGUGUGUGUGAUGCUGUUUUAAAUAAUAACCCACCAGGGUGUUCAUUUACAGUACUGGUACAUACUAGAGAUGCUGCUACACGCAACAUGGAGAAGGUUCAAGUGAUCAAGGAUUUUCCAUGGAUAGUUGCCGACGAACAGGAGGUCCACAUGCAGGAGCCAAGACUCAUCCCACUGAAGACCAUGACGUCUGACAUAGUGAAAAUGCAGCUCUACGUGGAAGAGAGAGCCCAGAAGACGUAGGCCCCGGGAUGAUGUUGAAUCAUCAGCAAAGUAUACAACACAGUCAAUCAGAGCUGCCUGGAACCACCUGGGUUUUGUUGAACACAUGGGAUCAUCAAGAAAGAGAUGUGGAGUGUGUGGGUGAGAUGUGCGCAAUAUGCUGCAGCUAGCGUUGAGGGUUGGACAGACGCGACACACAGACAUUUCAUGAAGAAUCACAUCUGGCCCAGAUCGUUUGCUCUCCGCCUGUGAUUCGAUCGCAUGCCAUACAAAUACGCAUGAAUACGGUUGUCAUUUUAUUGCCAUGUAUUGUGUUUGAUUGCUUUAGUUUCCAUGCAGAUCUUUAGUACAACAGUAUGAUCCAAAUGUAGCUGUUGCACCAUGACAAUAAAAUUCCAGAGGAAAUUGAGUAGACCAGUGUAUCAGAUAUCAACUUAAAUACCUACCACAUCUACAAACCACCCUUAAAUGGGUUGUGUGUUCACUGUCAAACAUUGUUUCUCUUUGUGGGGAAGCUGUUUUGCUAGAGGUUGUCUUUUCAUGUCCACACUGAGGGCAGAGGUUUUUUUUUUUUUUAUCCCACUAUAAUGUCCCACUGAGUCAUAGCAGGUCUUUCAUGGUGUCUACAGUAUUAGUGGUCAGGGUGCAGUGUGAGAGUUUUGGGUGGGCUCCUAUGAAAUCAAAGGGGAUGUUUGUGUGUUUUCCCAUACAACCAGUGGUAAUGUUCGCCUCCAUUCUUAUGUGACAAAUUCAAAGUUUUUUUUUUUUUUAUGUUACUGCUGAAAACUACAUGAAAAGAAAAAAUUAAUUGUAAUAAAAAAAUAUUUAAAAAAAGAUUUUUAAAGUACCACCACUAUAAAUCUCUGUGUUAGUGUGUAUUAAAGCAAACACUUUGUAGAAUGA
Anarrhichthys ocellatus (wolf-eel) is the source of this 1940-nucleotide messenger RNA. It is a transcript of the gene mad2l2, whose product is annotated as mitotic arrest deficient 2 like 2. Lineage: Eukaryota; Metazoa; Chordata; Actinopteri; Perciformes; Anarhichadidae. The coding region runs from base 426 to 1058 and encodes 210 amino acids. The transcript has 8 exons. The record is from RefSeq and is a predicted model, not a curated record. Gene Ontology annotation, cellular component: zeta DNA polymerase complex.